AUGAAGUCAGCACUAGAAAGAGAAGACAAUAACUGGAGUAACUUUUCUCUCGUUUUAAUGGAGCUUGAAAGAAAUCUUUGGUAUUUGUUGCUAACAAAUCUGAGAAUUUUCAAAGAAAUAACAAUACUUAUGGCACUUCCCAUAUCAACCAAAAGUCUUUCAAUUAACAUUAUAAGCCUUGAAGGUAAUGUUGCAAAUAUUACAGUAAAACCAGAUUUUACAAUUGAGAAAACUAAGACAAUUGUAAUAAAGCAUUUUUAUGGCCAUGAUAAGACCAAACUACCAUCUCAAUUCCAUUUAAUACAUUCAACUAAAUUUAAACAGCUUACAGAUGAUAAUAAUAUACACGACGAGCAAAUUAAUGAACAUGACAUAUUAAUGUUAGUAGAAAUCCGUCCAGUGCUUGUUAAAGAAAAUUUGACUGAAGAAGAUUUGAAAGGUCCAAAUGAGGAAGUAAUAUUACAAGAAACUAGUAGUCUACCUAUAAUUAAUCCACCUAGACCCAUUUCAUCCAUAAAAUGUCCUGCAAAUGUACAGAAUGAAAUAGAACAAAUUUUAAUAUCACUUGUAAAAGCAUCAGCAAAAAUUUUAAUGUAUAGUCCAGAAGCACAAAAGUCAUAUGAAAUGUUAAAAGAGAAGUUAAAAACAAGGUGUAAACCAACUAUUGAUCCAAAUGCUGUAAAAACCCUUAUGGAAAUGGGCUACUCUCAUAAGAAAGUUUUAAAAGCUCUACAUUUGAAAAAAUCAAAUGUAACAGAAGCAUUGGAGUGGUUAAUAGACCAUCAAAAUGAUUUAGAAGAUGAUGGCAACAAUGAAGAUGACAGUGAUUUAGACUUACUAACUUUUGAAACUGGCAAUGAUAAAUAUGUUGCUGACCCCAGUUCAUCUAUUGGUACCAGAAAAAAAUCUUUCAAGGAUACGUGUACAGAAUUACUUGAAGAAAAUCAAAGUUUAAAGAAAGAUGGAAACUUAGUCAGCAUCGUAGAUCUUCUACUAGAAAGUUUCCAUCAUUACAAAAAAAUGGACUUUAAACCUAAUCCUAAGGCAAUACAGUUACUUUUAGAAAUGGGAUUCGAUGAAAAGAAUAUUAUUGAUGCACUGAAAGUUACUGGAAAUGAUCAAACUAAUGCAUGUGAAUGGUUGCUUGGUGAACGGAGGCGCAGUUUACAAGAUUUAGGUGAAGGUCUUAAUCCUGAUAAUGCAGUCUAUAAAGCAAUCAUGAAUAGUCCACAUAUUCAGCUUAGUCUUACAAAUCCUAAAAUGCUCUUAGUAUAUUUAUCUAUGCUAGAAUCUCCAACAUCAAUAAAUGUGUGGAUGAGUGAUCCUGAAAUUUCGCUUGCUCUGAAUCAAAUAUUUAGAAUAUAUCAUGUUGAAAAACAUGCUAUUUACAUCAAUCAAUAUGCAGGUAACUAA
Messenger RNA from Dufourea novaeangliae, 1413 nucleotides. RefSeq names its product ubiquitin-associated domain-containing protein 1 (gene Kpc2). NCBI's taxonomy places the organism in Eukaryota, Metazoa, Arthropoda, Insecta, Hymenoptera, Halictidae. Bases 1 to 1413 code for a protein of 470 amino acids. The transcript is spliced from 9 exons. The record is from RefSeq and is a predicted model, not a curated record. Gene Ontology annotation, molecular function: protein binding.